AUGGCCGCCGUUUUGCAAAUCCCGGCUAAUAAGUGCCUUAGCAGCAGCAAACCCAUCUCGUUUUCAGCUCCAACAAAUGGUAAAAUCAACAGAUUAUUUUGUGUCUCAAUUUCGAGCUAUGAUGAUAAGUCCCUCAUCACCAGAUUUAGGGUUAGGGCUUUGAAGGAUAAGACAGAGGAGAUUGUAAAUCCCUCAUCUGCUGAAGAAGUUACCAAGAAAUAUGGUCUUGAAGCUGGGCUCUGGAAGAUAUUUACAUCGAAACAAACGAACGAAGAAAACAAGGAGACUACUACCAAGUCGAAAGGGGACCAAGCAAAAGAACUCCUAGCAAAAUACGGAGGCGCGUAUUUAGCCACCUCCAUAACCCUUUCUUUGAUAUCAUUUGGGCUAUGCUAUUUUCUAAUAAGUGCCGGUGUGGAUGUACAGGCAUUGCUGCAGAAGGUUGGGAUCUCAACUAACGAGACGGGUGAAAAAGUGGGGACUUUUGCAUUGGCUUAUGCUGCUCAUAAGGCGGCUUCGCCAAUUAGGUUUCCACCUACUGUAGCCCUUACACCUGUCGUUGCAAGUUGGAUCGGGAAGAAAGUCGAUCGGGAAAAUGAUAAAAAGUCGUGA
Molecule: messenger RNA, 612 nt
Organism: Striga hermonthica
Lineage: Eukaryota; Viridiplantae; Streptophyta; Magnoliopsida; Lamiales; Orobanchaceae
Source: the annotation of a GenBank genome assembly